UAAAAGGGCUUAAAUAACUUAUAAACCACAACAGAAUAGGAGCUCAGUAUAUGAGACGUAGAAGGCAGACACUUUGUCCACUCAGCUACCAUGCCUUUAAUUAACUUCUACUGGAAUUUAAUGCCUUUUGGCCAUCUGCAAGCAUGAAUAAAAAAGUAAUACAUUAAGAAAAAUGGCAACCUUAAGUAUGACCCAGGGACUAUAUUUUAAAAAGCUACACACCUGGAAAAUUUCAUCAGGAUCAGAUUGUAAUGUGUGUGCUGAUGUUUUGACUAAAGCAAGGAUUUCUCUGCAUCUUAGUGAUAAAGAUUUCUCUUAUAAAUAGUGCAGCUAUUAUAAUGUUUACAGUGAUAUUAGGUGGAGUAAUUUAAAUAAAAGUUUUGGUAGAAGAGUCCAGAUGUUCAGUAAUCAGUUGAGUAACAGCCCCACCCCACAUCAAAUGUAGUCCUGCACCAGUAAUGGCUAGUGACUUAUACAGCGUUGCACUUAAAUUAUUACUGUACAUUAAAUUCAGUUAUUUGAGAACUUAUAGCCUUGCACUGCUUUCAAAGUUAGCUUUAUUAACAGCAUAAAAGUCAUAAUGUUUCCUAAAAACUGAAUAUCUACAAAUUGAACACUCAGUGAAUAACGUUUCCUUUUCACCUGCAUAAUUACAUAGCAAUCUAAGAAGUUUCUAGGAUGUUGGAUUUAGUUGUAUAAUCUCUUGGCAGCCAUACAAAACUUUAUAUCAGCUGGAGCUGCAAAAAUAUGUUCCCGCAGGAUCAAUAUCUGCAACAUGAAUGAAUGGUGCUACAAGUUUUCUGACAUCUUAGUGUCAGUGACGUCUAAUAUCAAAACUCAGUUCUUCGUGCAUAUGUGUCUAGAAUAUCCAGUUCUUCGUGCAUAUGUCUAGAAUUCUGUAUACAUAUGCAGAAUGUCUUAAUGGACAUGCAAGAGGCAUAACAUCAGAAAAGCAAACAAUGACUCGCUAAAUGGUAGUGAUGGUUAAUGGAGAAAGCCAAAAUGGAAGCUGUAAAACAUGCAAGUAGUCUCAGAAAUGUGAAGUAGAAGAAUGGGUUAAAGAUAUCAAAUUUCCACUUCCCUUACUUUUCAUUAUAGCUUAACUCCUACAGUUGUGUACCUCUGCUACCUAGUCUCAAUGGCUAAUAACUUUGCAGAUUCUUUGGACUUAUUGGCUAAAGAAAGGCAUGCAAAGUUCUGAGCUGGUAUCAAACAUUCCUAAAAUAUUAAAAGCUCUGGUCAAAGAGUUAACAAGAAGCAAAAGGCUGAAAGAGUUCAUAAAUGUAGUGUUCAUAAAAUGGACCAGCUACUAUCAUAUUAUUUGGGAAACUAUGCUUAAAAAUUAUGCAUGCGUAGUAAAUCUAAAAACAGAUUUGUUAGAGAAAUAUUUCAUAUCCAUUUGAAAUAAAAAAUUCCCAAAUUCUAUUUUCAAAAAAACUGGCACUAUGCCAAGCUAAUCAAUAUAAGACAUAGUAGAAUGGGUGGUUUUCCAUAGCUGCUGCUUCAGUAGACCAACAGAGAAAAACUACGCUAUUCUAAAGUGGACAAGUCAAUAUUCCUAGAAGUGGACUGAUUUUUUUUUUCAUAUUUAUUACUGAAGUCAAAUAUGCUAAAUGAAUUCUCUAACAUGUUAACGGGGCAGUUUAGUUUAAGAUUUGGGGGAGCAGCAAAGGUGUAAUCAUAAAAAAUGUAGCUCUGAAGACAGACAGUAUUGCUUGGUGACAAACUAGCAUCCUACUAACUAUUCAGCAGUUGUCAGUAGUGCCAAGUUUAAAAAAAACUAACUUACUACUAGUGUUACAUUUGUAUGCACGUCAAAUUCACAACAAGACACAAAAUGGUAGUACUUUAAAGUAUGUGAGGUGUAUUACUGGGGGAUGUGAUGGCUUUAUAGAAAUAAAUUAACAAUACCUUAUGUGGAGUGAUUGCUGGCAAAAUAAGUUGCUAGAUUGCAUUUACAUUGAAUACCCCUUACAAAUACACUAGAGAAGUCAUAAUUUAUUGGGAAUCAAGUUAAGUACUGAAUAACUAGUGAAAUUUAAAAUGGAACUUAACUGUGCUGUGUGCCUGCAAACUGAAAGCAGCAUCUCUGGUUUGAAAAGGACACUAUGCUUUCCUGCAGUGGUUCUCACCAAUGCUGUCCACCCAAGACCCAUCUCCCAUUGAGCAAAAUGAGAAGGACACAGUGGUUGUGACAUCGCUUCACCCUGACUGAGAACCCCUGCUUUAUUGGCAUUGCACAUGUAUACUGGAGUGUAGAUUAGGCUCACUUGCUACAUUAUAACUCUUCAUUGUGUUAAUCUAAAUAUUAACAGUCAUUACCCAUUGAUAUUUCUAUACUCCACUAUCAUUUCUACAGGCUUUUUUCACAGGGAGACAAAGCUACAGUAAAGCUACUGUGGAGAGGCAAUGACAGAUUAAAUACAUUAAGGGUCCAGUCCUGCACUCCUAAGUGUAACACAACUGAAGUCAGAAAUAAGCAUGUACAUGCAACAAUCGCAGGAGCAGGCACUAAUAUCAAUGAUUCUUCCGAGCUAGACUGGCUAACAGUUCCAGCAGAGGAGGGAAAGUCUCUCCAGAUACGGGAAUAUUAUGGUUUUUCAUACCCUCCUAACUAUACUCUUCAUUAAUUAACUGGUACUUAUUUCCUCACUGUAGGCUUCAGCUGCUUCUGUGAAGUUCUGCAAGUGACCCUAAAACUUGAAUGCUCAAACAUUUAUUUAAACAAAAUCAGUGGUUACAUACCUUACUAUGUAAACAUAAAUAGGCUACUCAGGGAUUGAGUUACUUAAACAAUAUAGCUAUCAAUCCAGCUCAGCUGAGCUUCAAAAUAUCAAGGCUUUAACAUGAAUAUCUUUAUAAAGAAAAGGCUGUUUAAAAACAACCUAUGUUCUCCAAAAAAAGCUACUAGAAACAACUAUUCUAAGAAAACCAGAAAGAUAAAGUUUAGAAGUUGGCAAACACCCAAGGACAUGAGUGUUCAAUCAUACUGUCUUGCUGCAGUUGGAUAGAACACUAAUUUAAUCCUUCUAUGGAUGAAGGUUUUAGGAUUUUUGUGUACAGUUUUACUAAUGCUAUCAGCUAUUCCAAAUAAACUCCAGACUCAUAUGUUGGAAAGUGUCCUUAUAGUCAAUAUCUUGAGCAUGUGAAUAUCGCAGACUGAAAUUUAAAUUAAUGGCACAAUAUUCCAGAUGAUCUAACUGUAACUCCCCUGAAACUGACUCAAAAAAUUACUAUUCUCAGAAUAUUGCUCAACCGCUAUUUUUUGCAGGUCAGAAACACAUUCAGGCUUUUGCAAUAAGCUGCAUGUAUUGAGUGCAGCUAAUUCAUUCUUUAAAGCAGAAGCAGUACACUUGAAGUAACUGGUGAGACCAUUAAUCAAGACUCCAUAUGAAAAAAAUCAGUUAGCGGAAAAAUAAGAACAACAAUAGGAAGUUAAAACCUGAGUACGGGGCUGAGAAUGUUCUGAAAACGGAUAGGUCACAUGUUUCAAGCAAUUGAAAUGGAUAAACUGAAAAGAUAAUGGGACCUUAGUAUUUUAUAAUAGCUUGUUUACUUUAUCACUUAGGAAAACAAACUAGAAAAGUUGGCGCAGGUCACAAGAGUCCCGUUUUCCUGAGCAGCAAGUCAGCCAAGACAUUUAUCAUGCCCAUGGGACAUGUGCAAAGCAUCAUUCAAGGGCAAAUGCAGGAACUUUACCCUCACUUUUGGAAAGAUCCCCUCCUUUUGAUUCCCCUUCACAACUCCUACCUAAACAUCAAUACACCUAAAGCUGUUAUCGGAGCUGGUAUUGGGGGCACCUCGGCAGCCUAUUUUCUACGCCAGAAGUUUGGGAAAGACGUACGGAUUGACGUGUUUGAGAAAGGAACGGUGGGGGGCCGUUUGGCGACUAUAAAUGUGGAAGGAAAAGACUAUGAAGCAGGAGGAGCCAUCAUCCAUCCUCUUAACCUGCAUAUGAAGCAUUUCGUGAAGGUGCUAGGACUCUCUGUUCCUGAGAACCGAGAUGGCCUUCUGGGCAUUUACAAUGGAGAAGAGUUUGUAUUUGAGGAGAGUAGCUGGUACAUUAUCAAUAUUCUGAAACUUCUCUGGCAUUAUGGAUUCAACCCUGUGCGAAUGAACAUGUGGGUGGAAGAGAUCUUGGACAAGUUUAUGAGAAUCUACCGCUAUCAGUCUCAUGACUACUCCUUCAGCAGCACAGAGGGCUUGCUUCAUGCGCUCGGAGGGAAUGACUUCAUCCAGAUGCUGAAUCGGACCAUUGAUGAGACUAUGCAGAAGGCUGGCUUCUCCCAGAAGUUUAUCUAUGAGGUGGUUACUCCAGUCAUGAGAGUCAAUUACGGCCAAGGCGCCAACAUUAAUGGGUUUGUAGGUGCAGUGUCUUUGGCAGGUGCAGACUCUGGACUUUGGUCAGUAAAAGGUGGCAACAAACUUGUCUGCACUGGCCUUCUUUAUGCUUCCAAAGCACAACUUAUCUCUGGCACGGUUACCUCUAUAGAGGAGAGAACGCGGCCCAAACGCACAGGAGGUACAGUUAAGUUGUAUGAAGUGAGCUACAACUCUGCAUCAGGGUCAACGACAGACAUGUAUGAUAUAGUUCUUAUUGCUACACCACUGAAUCAUAAAAUGUCCAACAUCACCUUCCGGAAUUUUAACCCGCUCGUUGCACAGUUCUCAGACCAUUACCAUCAGACGGUGGCAACUUUUGUUCAUGGGCGCAUAAACGCAUCCUUCUUCGGCUACAAGGACCCAUCCCGCUUUCAUUUAGCUAGCAUUUUCACAACCGAAAAUCCCAAACUGUUUAUCAACAGCAUAGGUGUUGUCUCUCCUGUCCAAAACACACACGAGGAAGUGAAGCAACCCAUGGGACCUGCUGUUUGGAAAGUGUUCUCGAAAGAACCACUCACCAAGGAGCAGAUGAAUUUGCUUUUCUCAUCCUAUGAAUCUGUGAAAGAGAAGAAGUGGCUGGCUUACCCGCACUACAGUCUCCCAAAGAAAUGCCCACCUAUAAUCCUCCAUGAUAGAAUAUACUACCUUAAUGGCAUAGAAUGGGUGGCAAGUGCCAUGGAAAUGAGUGCAAUUGCCGCCAAAAAUGCAGCUCUCCUUUCUUACCAUCACUGGUAUGGAAACAUGAACAUGAUCGACCAGGAGGAUUUAAAUGAGAAACUCAAAACAGAGCUGUGAGUUUUAUCCAGGUAUGAGUGGCAAACCCCCAUCACUGAUGGGAGUCUAGAUUGCCCAGUGCUGGCCAGAGGAAAUUGAUGAUGGUAUUGAUCAAAUGCUACGUCCUUCUUGCCCAUCUUACUGUUAAAAAUGAAUAUAUGGCAAUGUUUUUCCCUGUAACCUGAUACAAUAAUCAUAAGUGUUACCUAUCACAACAGUGAAGGUGGAAAAAGUCCAGAAGAGUGUAGGAUUUUUAACUGGCUCCUUCCCCUAUGUGUUCUGAACCCAGCGCAGGAAAGCACUUAAGCAUGUGCUAAAGCCCAUCCCUAUUCAAGAUAAGCACUUAAGCAAGUAUUGAAAGUUAAACAUGUGCUUAAGUGCAGUCCAGACUAGGGACCUGUUUAUAUAUAAUUACCUAGUUCCUGAUCUUGCGAACAGGUAAGCAUGUGGUUACGUAUUUGCAGGAUAAAGGCCUUAGUGUCUGCUGUGUUGUGUGUGAUGGUUUUACAUAGCAAGGAGGGAGGAAACUCUUAAAUAUAGGAAAAAGGCAGGUGGAUGUGGAGCCAGGUGUAACACACAUUAAAGUAAUUUCAUUUUAAAAAUCAACAAAAUCAAAUUUUGAAACUAGCCUGCAAGAGGCUGUCUGAUCACGUUAUUGGCUCACCUCAUUUCCAACUGCUCACCCAUGUUAAGUUCAGUACAAAUUAAUUCCAUGAUUUCCUAAUGUAGUAUCAACUUUCCAUGUUAAGCAAUUGCUUUUGUUGCCACAGGGGUCUUAUGUGAAUAGAAAGAGGCAAUGCCCUACCAUCUGAAAGGGUUUGAGAGCCCUUCUACUAGAUUUGACUUUGCCUCUUUUAAGGAAAAUAAUUUAAAAUUGGUUUUAAAGGGGUUUUUUGUAUUUAGUUUUGAGGUGUGGAGCAGUCUGGGUGCAUGUUCUGUAAUAAUCUUGAUUUUUUUUUUUCUUCAUUCUCCUAGUUUUAUUGUAAUCUUAGCAGCCACAUUAGAUGGCCUUUCCUUUGGGAGACUGUAGUGUUAGGUUCUACAGUAGAGAACCUGAAUAUAAUUUGGAUAACAGUGAAUGUGGCUUCUUCCCAGCUGAGGUUAAUAUAAAGCUCUGAAAAAGGCCAUAAGUCACGGGAUCACAAGGAACUGCAAUUAUAUUUUUUAAAGUUUGGUUAUUCAUACAUUGGAAUCUUACCUUUUUUUGACAAUCUCAGUACAGAUUAUUGGUCUGACAUAGCAUGUAUUAACAGUACUGUAAUUUAUUUUAAAGCAUGCUUUUCAGGUGAGUGAAUACAGAGGGUAUUUAAGAGGAGAGAGAAAUAAAAAUAUUUAUAGAGGGCUACAGAAGGAGAAUGGUAGAUGGUAUAAAUUCUACACAUGCUGAUGAUAAACACAUUAACGCAACAGAAUCCUAACUAGUCAAGGUGGUUGAGAGACACCAGAAAUGUUAGGAAAGUCAGCAGUCAGUGAACUCACAAAGACAUGCCAGCCACGCAGUAAAAAGGAAGAUUUGAAUAAUUUUGGGAUUUUACUUUCUAAAUAAUGAGGUGGGGGGGAGGGGUCUCUUGUUUCUUUUGAUUGCACAACUUGUGUAAAUUCUUUUGCUUGUAGGGCACUAGGGCCAUAUUUUUACACGUGAGGCUAAUUUAAAUGUUUUUAAUUCUUGAUAGUUUUACAGCUUUCACAGAAUGAUCAAGCACAGUAAAUCUAACACGUCUUAACUAAAUCUUCUUUUGCUUUAAGUACCAGCGCUCCAGAGAGAUUAUGAAAUGUUUGCAGAAAUACGUGGUUGUCAGUGGUCAGUUUGUUUUUUUUAAAUCAGGCUGCUUUAACCAAUUAGUGAGCUGAAGUCCUACAAGUAGUGAUACUCAAUACUCAGCAUAAAUUUGUAUGGGUUUUUACUCUACCUGCUGUCUAAUGUCAACAGAAAUUCAAGGUACCUAAUGAAGCACUGUUAAUUUGGGGAGGGAUCAUAUUUGAUUGAAACCUUUGCAUCACCUAUAAAAGCUAAGAUGACUAAACAGGAAGUAUUUCAUUUUGAGUUUUACUGUGUGAUUUGAUACUUCACCUAUCCCCAGGCAAUGUCUUGCUGAAAAGACAUCAGCAAGGAAACAGAUGCCCUCCACCACCACCCCUUUCUUUUUAAAGGUGCUCUAUAAAAAGAGAAUUUUCUUUUAAAUGGAUGAGGUUUUUAAUUUGGGGCUAUGGUAGUUUGUAAAAUUAAACUUUAUGGAAAUA
Messenger RNA from Chelonia mydas (Green sea turtle), 7398 nucleotides. It is a transcript of the gene PCYOX1, whose product is annotated as prenylcysteine oxidase 1. The record is from RefSeq and is a predicted model, not a curated record. Lineage: Eukaryota; Metazoa; Chordata; Testudines; Cheloniidae. Gene Ontology annotation, molecular function: prenylcysteine oxidase activity. The coding region runs from base 3646 to 5178 and encodes 510 amino acids. The transcript has 6 exons. Gene Ontology annotation, biological process: prenylated protein catabolic process; prenylcysteine catabolic process.